CAGAAGUGUGAGCAUGGAACUCAUACCCAGUUCCCUCCUCCUUCUCUAGCUAGCUAGUCAUACCAGUUAAGCAUGGCACGGAGCAAGCUUGCCCUCCCCCUCGUAUUUGCUUUCCUGCUCUUCUCCCAAAUCUUUGCUGCAGACUUGGAAGAGAAACCAGAUAACAAGGAUGCCAAUGUAGAAGAUGCCAAAUACCCAUAUGGUCCGGGCCAAGACCCUCGCGGUGGCCCAUAUGGUCCGGGCCCAUACCAUGGCGGUGGCCCAUACGGCGGUGGCCCAUAUGGCCGUGGCCCGCCGUACUGCCGAUUCUACUGUCAUGGCAGGUGCUGCUCUGCCGAAGAGUUUGCUGCCCUCUUUCAGGCAGCUGACGCCGGCGACUUGAAUGCUGACAAGCAUUAUGGACCCUACAGACCUGGAAUCCCCCCUUACAGGCGUCCACCUUACUGCCACCACUACUGCGGGUUCAGGUGCUGCUCGGCCCAGGAGUAUGCUGAGUUUGUGCAGGCAGGGAACUAGCUAGGCUGAGAGCCUGUCGAUCGCUUUGCUCGGCGACCUCCAUGGCUCCUUCUCUGUAGUUAUGCAGUAGUGCAUCUUCAUCUGCCAACCAUAACCAGUUGGUGCCUAGAAUAAAAGCAUGCACUUGGGUUUGUAACGGCGACUUGUAAACUCGUAGUCGUGAUGUGUCUUCUUCGUUUGCUAUCUUCUAAUGAAAAUGAUGGAUCGAUGUGCAUCA
Molecule: messenger RNA, 733 nt
Organism: Nymphaea colorata (pocket water lily)
Lineage: Eukaryota; Viridiplantae; Streptophyta; Magnoliopsida; Nymphaeales; Nymphaeaceae
Product: glycine-rich protein DC7.1-like
Exons: 2
Coding region: 73-516 (147 amino acids)
Source: RefSeq, a predicted model, not a curated record